Verruconis gallopava is the source of this 1758-nucleotide messenger RNA. RefSeq lists its product as uncharacterized. The transcript has 3 exons. The record is from RefSeq and is a predicted model, not a curated record. Gene Ontology annotation, cellular component: mitochondrion. Lineage: Eukaryota; Fungi; Ascomycota; Dothideomycetes; Venturiales; Sympoventuriaceae. The coding region runs from base 28 to 1584 and encodes 518 amino acids. Gene Ontology annotation, molecular function: protein-arginine omega-N symmetric methyltransferase activity.
CACACGUUUGCUAUCGCAGUCCGUAUCAUGGACUCCCCUUUAGUCAAUCGCAUUUUCAGGCGUCUGUUUGCGCAUGAAACAUGUUCUCGAUAUCGUAUUUAUCGGCCCCGAAAUAUCAAUGGCUCUCAAGCUUCCCUCACGCAAGCGCGAUACUUCUUGUGGGAUGCACAGGAACGUGAGCAACAGAAGAGAUAUGGAGGGAAUGAGAAAGCGCGGAAGGACAACUUCUGGAGGGCAAGGAAUGAUCUCUUACUCACCGAUCACAUCGAUGACUACAAGAGAUUCCCUCUAGUUACUGCAGAUCAUUUGCGUCCGCGAAAAGAGAGGCCCAAACGUGUGAAGAUGACUGUAAGGGACUUCAUAGAAGACAGUCUCUACAACCCCAACUAUGGCUACUUCUCCAAACAAGCCGUCAUCUUUUCUCCGGGCGAACCAUUUGACUUUCAGAAUAUGAAAGACGAGCCAGAAUUCUACAAAAUCCUCGGAAAUCGCUAUAGUGAAUUCGAGGACGAGCUAGAUGCGCAGGAAGUGAACGAGACGAGGCAGCUAUGGCACACACCUACAGAAUUGUUUAGACCCUAUUAUGGAGAGACCAUGGCCCGCUACAUGGUAGCCAAUUAUCAGCUGUUAUUAUAUCCUUACUACGAUCUCAUUAUAUACGAGAUGGGCGCGGGAAAUGGCACUAUGAUGUUGAACAUACUUGACUACAUACGCGCAAACCAUCCAGACGUUUACCAAAGGACGCAGUACAAGAUCAUUGAGAUCUCGUCCUCGCUGGCAACAUUGCAGAACAAACAUCUGCGGGAAUCCGCAACGUCGCAAGGACAUAUCGAUAAGGUCGAGAUCAUCAACCGCUCCAUCUUCGAUUGGGACACCUACGUUUCAUCGCCUUGUUUCUUUCUUGCACUUGAAGUUUUCGACAAUUUUGCCCAUGACGCGAUACGUUAUGACCCUAAGACGGCAGAGGCGCUACAGGGACACGUCUUAAUCGAUGGCAACGGCGACUUUUAUGAGAUCUACGAGCGUGAGAUCGAUGCCGUGGCGCUUCGCUACCUCAAGGUCCGGGACCUCGCGGCGACGAUGCCUUUUCAGACCCCACUACGACGUCCAGGACUGAUACGGCGACUGCUAAAUCAGAAGACGUAUACUCAGCCUCAGCUAUACCGCCGAGUAAGGAGGCAAGGCAACCUCACGAUACCAGAGUAUAUCCCAACCCGCCUCAUGCAGUUCUUUGACAUCCUUCACAAUUACUUCCCCGCACAUCGUCUGCUCGCCAGCGACUUCCACACACUGCCUGAUGCCGUAGUUGGCAUCAAUGGGCCAGUCGUUCAGACUAGAUAUCAAAGGCGAAUGAUUCCCGUAUCAACCCCCCUAGUCCAACAGGGCUACUUCGACAUCCUCUUCCCUACAGAUUUCAAAGUGAUGGAGGACAUGUAUCGUGCCAUCACGGGAAAGUUUACACAGGUAAUGUCCCACGAAGCUUUCAUGAACCGCUGGGCAUACGUGGAGGAUACGCAAACGAAGUCUGGGGAGAACCCAUUGCUCAGCUGGUAUAAGAAUGCCAGUUUUAUGAUUACUGUGUAGAUAAUUGUGUCGUUUCUGAAGAGAACGCUGCCUACGGUUAGAGACUUCACAACAAUCCAUUCAAAAUCACGCAAAUAAGACCCAAUUACUUCUGCCUGGGGCUACAAAAUCCAUAUACUUUUAUUGCUACCUAUUCCUAAGCGCCUGCCAACGUGGUAUCAUCAUAUUGUGUAC